AUGGCACAACCUCACCGUGAAGUGCCGCCUACGGCUGCCACUUGCCCUCCAGGCGCGUUUUCCAUAGGCCAGAUGCGCGUCGAGAGCUUGACGCCUACUGUCAUCCGUAAUAAUCUCAUGCCCAUAAUCCUCCUUCACGGAGACUAUCAUACAGCAUCAGUGUGGCUCACUAAGCCUGACAGGCGCCGGGGCUGGGCUUAUUUCUUUGCCGAGCGCGGUCAUCGAGUCUAUGCUCCGCAUCUGCCAUUCCAUGGCCGUUCCGGUGCCUUGGUUCACUACGAACGAGUGAAAGCCAUCACCCCUCAGACCGUCGAGAACCUAUACACGGCCAUCAACAAGACCAACAACCCAGAAUGGCCAGCGGCAAAGACGCACACACAGUGGCCAGGAAGCGGCGUUCGGGGCGAUCCCAUUUUUGACGAAUAUGUCAAACAACUUGUUCCAUUGUAUAUGGACCCCCACGAGCGCCAGGCAGCCGCUCAAGAGGCAGUUGCGAGUCUCUUGCGGUUCCUGAAGCGUCCGGCUAUCCUUGUCGGUCAAGGCAGCGGCGCCAACGUUGCCUGGCUGGUAGCCGAUGUGGCCCCUGACCUCAUCCAUGCAAUCGUUGCAGUCGAGCCACUCGGGCCUCCGUUUGGCUCUGCUCUUGGGAACCAAAAUGGACAACUGGGACCGACCAGCGGGUUCACAAGGGCUGCCGGCAUUCGUCAAUAUGGCCUGGCGGAUAUACCGAUGCAGUUUGAUCCACCGGUCGCAGCACCAGAGUCAUUUGAGGAGCUGUUUGGUGGUACAUAUCCAGCUUUUGAACCCAUCCCGGUCAGAAAGUAUUACGCAAGGGGUCGGCAAGGCAAGUUCUGCUUCGAACAAGGCCCUGCUGGAUUACCUGUUGGAAAUUCCACUGAAUCCAGGGCAGAGCCCCGGAAGCUCACGAAUCUGAUCGAAAUCCUUCAACUUGUGGUAACAACGGAAGCGAGCUUCCACCGUUUCUCGGACUGGGCAACGGUACAUUUUCUUCGUCAGGCCGGGGCUACCGUCAAGCAUCACAGACUCGAGGAGCAUGGAAUCCAUGGAAAUGGGCACCUCUGCUUCCUGGAGAAAAACAGCAACGAUGUGGCCAAUCAUGUGCUCAACUGGUUGCAUAACGAGACAGGUGUCCCGAAAUUACAGGUUCUUGAAGCCCGGCCCUCUCCUUCCCAGGCCAUCAACCCAUCGGGCGACCACAGGCAGUCCUUAAUUCUGCCCCCUGAAAAGACAUGCCCAACGAAGAAAGAGACCAGUAGAAACUGAGCUGAAGCCAAUCAACACCAUAGCGAACUCAAGUCAAAGAUAAAGCAGAAGGGUACAAACCAACUCGUCUCAGCCUGGCGAUGUUCGGACCAGCAACUGUCACAAUGCCCCCAUAGUAUCCACUCCUCAUUCCUCGACCGUCGGGAAGACUCAGGUUGCGCGAGGUGUUACCCCCGUACUCUACACACCCCACAACAAACUUAUCCAGCAAACUGGUCAAAGCACGCUCAGCGAACGGCGAACUGUGGAAAUUGCGUCUAGUCCCAACAAUCCAACUCCACGUCCGACACAGAUUCUUGGGAGACAACGAACAUCGGCUUGGGCCAAGCUUCCGACAGUACCAGAAGCCACUUAACAAAGCGGCGUGGCGAACAUUUCCGACAAGCAGACGCACACUACGAAUAACUGGGUGCAAAGACAACAACUCCGUUCAGUCGAAAGGGUUGUUGUGAAAAGCGGCAAGUGCCUAAAUUACUCAAGGGAUACGGCAUGUAGAUGAAGCCGGUAGGGUUCUCCAUCUUUUUCUGACCGUGAGGCUAAAUUAUCCUUCUGAUAUCCACGUCUGCCUUCGCUUAUCACAAGAUAUCCCAUUCCCUUCUAGCUGCCUUGAGUCUUUUCUUACAGGCUCCAUACUGCGGCUCAUGGGUCGCCUCGUUAUACUCAUAGAUCUCUUGAUUAUAGAUCUCUUGAUUAGUGGUAUAAUUCAGCUGAAAUCCCAUAAAUUAUUCUGCCAAACGAGGGAUACCACUAAGAUCUGCCAAGUGUUCGAAGGUUCGAACAAUAUUGUUUCAAUCCGGAGCAACCUUCUCAUGUAUGCUGAUAUUGCCAUGAUUCAAGUAAAGGGUAUGUGGGCGGCCGGGUCUGCUGCAGUAGCAAAAGAUGGAAUAGCUUUGUA
This is a messenger RNA of Neurospora crassa OR74A, 2179 nucleotides long. RefSeq lists its product as hypothetical. NCBI's taxonomy places the organism in Eukaryota, Fungi, Ascomycota, Sordariomycetes, Sordariales, Sordariaceae. The record is from RefSeq and is a predicted model, not a curated record. Bases 1 to 1284 code for a protein of 427 amino acids. The transcript has 3 exons.